This is a messenger RNA of Cucumis melo (muskmelon), 2319 nucleotides long. RefSeq names its product protein ROOT HAIR SPECIFIC 17-like. The transcript has 10 exons. Lineage: Eukaryota; Viridiplantae; Streptophyta; Magnoliopsida; Cucurbitales; Cucurbitaceae. The record is from RefSeq and is a predicted model, not a curated record. The coding region runs from base 224 to 2038 and encodes 604 amino acids.
CUCUCCCUCUCUCUCUAUAAAAUUUAUUAAUUAAUUUAUUUUGUUAAAUUGUGGGGGAAAGUUUAUAUAGAAUUGUUGAGAUACUCGUCGUCCGAAGGGGGCAACUCGGUCCUCUGCAAAAACCAACAGCCACUGUUCUUCGGUGCCUCCUCUCGGCCACCGCCGCCACCGCCGCCGUCACGUUAUAUCUAUUUCCUAUUACGUCUCUGUUUCUUGAAUAGUCAUGACGGCCAAGAAGCGGCGGAAUGAAGCCGAUACAACUCUCGCCGGUCUUCACCAGCUUCUCCGUGACGUUUUCUUCCGUCGCCGGCGUUUCUACUACCAUAUAUUUCCGCUUGUGUCUGCGCUUGCUGGUUGUGUUUUCGUCUGCUUUGUUGCUCUGUUUCUCCUCCUUUCUUCCCCUGUUAUUCAUCGUGAUCAGCUUCACUUAACUCUCUUUCAUGGCGGAACCUCGAGAGACCAAGGCAUUGAGGAUGUAACAAAUUCUGGUUUGGAAUUGAAAUCAUCCUUCGAUGUUUCGGAAAGUGAAAAGAGAUUUGUACGUGAUGUGUGGGUUACAGAUCAAUCCAGUUUCUUCUAUGGUUGUAGCAAUGCCAGCAAGAAGUUCACACCCGCAGCUGAGAAAACCGAUCCCGAUAGGUACUUGUUGAUUACUACAAGUGGAGGCCUUAAUCAACAAAGAACUGGGAUAACAGAUGCUGUUGUUGCAGCUUAUAUUUUGAAUGCCACUUUAGUUGUUCCCAAGUUGGAUCAAAAUUCAUUUUGGAAGGAUAGCAGCAAUUUUGCAGAAAUUUUUAAUGUGGACUGGUUUAUUAAAUAUCUCUCAAAAGAUGUUCAAAUUGUAAAAAAAUUACCAAUCAAAGUUGGGAAACCUUUGACUCCACAUAGCAUGCGUGUUCCGAGGAAAUGUAAUCCAGAAUGCUACGAAACACAUGUUCUUCCUGUUCUUAAAAAGAAGCAUGCUGUUCGGCUUGGAAAAUUUGAUUAUAGGCUUUCAAAUAAGUUGACAACCGACUUACAGAAAUUGAGAUGCAGAGUUAACUAUCAUGCUUUAAAGUUUACUGAUGAGAUUAAUGAAAUGGGGAAAAUAUUGGUUGAGAGAAUGAGAAAGAAAAGCAAACAUUUUAUUGCCCUACAUCUGAGGUUUGAGCCUGACAUGCUUGCAUUUUCUGGAUGUUAUUAUGGUGGAGGAGAAGUUGAAAGGCAAGAACUUGGAGAGAUUCGAAAAAGAUGGAAAAGUUUGCACGCUAGCAAUCCAGAUAAGGAACGAAGGCAAGGAAGAUGCCCUCUCACUCCGAAAGAAGUCGCCCUCAUGCUUCGAGGGCUGGGAUUUGAAAGCGACGUACACCUUUAUGUGGCAUCUGGUGAAGUGUAUGGAGGAGAGAAAACUCUAGCUCCACUCAAAGCAAUGUUUCCAAAUUUCCAUACUAAGGAGACUCUAGCCAGCCGGGAAGAGUUGGCACCAUUUUCUUCAUUUUCUUCUCGUAUGGCUGCUCUAGACUUCAUUGUUUGCGACGAAAGCAAUGUUUUUGUCACAAACAACAAUGGCAACAUGGCAAAGAUUUUAGCAGGUCGAAGGAGAUACUUUGGUCACAAACCAACGAUCCGUCCAAACACUAAAAAGCUGUACCGACUCUUCACAGACCGACACAACAUGACAUGGCAACAAUUUUCAUCCAAGGUCCAAGCUUAUCAAGUAGGAUUCAUGGGAGAGCCAAAUGAGGUGAAGCCGGGAAGAGGUGAGUUCCAUGAAAACCCAUCAGCCUGCAUUUGCGAGGAUUCUAACUCAAAUGAAAGCGGAAAUCCAUCUGUUGUGAACAAAAUUCAUGACAAUCAUAGAGAUAAUGUUAAGGAAAGCAACAACAAUUUGAUAAAUGAACAAGCAAGAACAGAGGAAGAACAAGAUUGGACAGGGUUGGAAUUCUUAGAAAUUGUAGGUGAUUUGGGAGAGAAAAGAUUGGGUUCUAUCACUGACUCUGAUGUUGGUGUUCAAGCCAAGACUGAAGGAACAGAAUUAGAAGAGUUAUUUUCAGACUAAACAGAGGCUUUUGACCAAUUUUUUUAGGGUAAUGUUUUUUGUUACCCAACCAAAUGCAUAAACAUUUUUCGUAGUAGUAAGGAAUAGGAAUAGGAAAUCUGGAUUGUGUACAUAACAGUGGUGGUAAAGGAUAAAAUUUGGCGUAUAGGUUUUGAAAUUUGUACAUUAAAGUAAGAUUUAGAUAGGGAUUAUAAGGCACGAGCUUCGUCUUUCCUUUUCUGUUAUUAGUAAGCAGCCAAUUAUUGAAUAAAUUGUCCACAAAUGGACGGUGGUUUGAGUUU